This is a messenger RNA of Talpa occidentalis (Iberian mole), 3325 nucleotides long. It is a transcript of the gene LYPD4, whose product is annotated as LY6/PLAUR domain containing 4. The coding region runs from base 1048 to 1791 and encodes 247 amino acids. NCBI's taxonomy places the organism in Eukaryota, Metazoa, Chordata, Mammalia, Eulipotyphla, Talpidae. The transcript is spliced from 15 exons. The record is from RefSeq and is a predicted model, not a curated record. Gene Ontology annotation, cellular component: plasma membrane; plasma membrane raft.
CAGUCUUGCCACGUCUUGCGUCUUGCCGCCGCAGCGUCUUCCGCUCGCCUGUGUGGCUCUGCGCCUCCUCGCUGGGUGGACCCCGAGUUUUCUCUCAUUUCUCUCCCGGUGCCCCAACUCCUGCUCUACUGUUUUUCUUAUAUUUGUUCCCCGUGUCUUUUCCAAGCCCCACCCACCGUCUCGAGUGCACCCAUUUUUCGUGUGUUUCGUCUCGUCACGGGCAGCCAUUUUCCUGGUUCUCGUCAGUCCGUGUGCCCUUCCCGCUGGUUUCAGUGUCUUUCCCCCCCCCACACUUUCCUCACACCCCUAGGCGGCUGUGCUGCUGUUUGCCAGCCCUCUCAGCAUUUGUGCCCCCGCGCCUCUCCGGGAUUCACGCCUUCUGGGGCUCUGAAGUGGCGGCCUCCUCCGUGUUCCUGGGGUAGCCCCACCUCCCUUUCCCUCCCCUGCCAUUGUGUUGUUCCCCUUUCUUGGCACACCCCGCCCUGUCGGCUUUGUUCUCUCUCACCCGCUAAGGUGGUCCCUUCCUUCCCCUGAGGGCCUCGCCUUUGCGCCCCACUCCUUAUUUCCCGACUGGCGACUCCCUCUCUGUCCAGCCUCCCCUUGAGAGGGACGGCCUCUCUGGCCGUUUGAUCCUUUUCUCCUUGAGCAUUUCAUUCCGUUUCUUUGUCUGGGUCACCUGUUGUGCUGAGGUCGUUGGGUCCAGUGAUUUGGCCUUAGAGGCCUUCCUGUGCCUGGCCUGGCCCCUUUGUGUGAUCCUUUGUCAGCCUUCAUUUCCCCGCCGGUGUCCCAUCUUUUCUGUGGCCCUUAGCCCCUUUGUUGUCCACGGAUUUCUGGGUCACAGAACCUGUGUACCCGCCAUCUGGACAGAAGAGGGUGGCAGAAGCGACCUCUAGCUGGACUUCAGCACGAGGGAGCAUUACCAGACAAGUUGGAAAGAAACUGAGCCAGAGGCAGGUGGACAUUCAGGGACUGACAAGAACCUAACGAGAGCUAGAUUGAAAUUGGUUCCAGGUUGGCCUCUACCAUCCAGGAACCAGACACAGGACCAUGGCACACCAGCAUUUGAAAUCCGUGCAGCUCUUCUGUCUCCUAGGGGCCAUCUCUACUAUGCCUCGGGUUGGGGCUCUUUUGUGCUAUGAAGCAACAUCCUCACUCUUCAGAGCUGUUACCCUGCAUAACUGGAAGUGGCUUCUUUUGAGGAGCAUGGUGUGUAAGUUGAGUGAGGGCUGCGAGGAGACGCUGGUGCUCAUCGAGACAGGGACCAGAAGGGGAGUUGUAGGGUUUAAAGGCUGCAGCCCAAUUCCAUCUUACCCCCAGCGAGUCUCCUACCUUGUUUCACCACCUGGAGUGUCCAUUGCCUCCUACAGCCGUGUCUGCCGGACAUAUCUCUGCAACAACCUUACCAGCUUGGAUCCUUUUGUGAAGCUCAAGGCAUACUACGCUCCUCAAACUAUAGAAUAUUCUUCCCAGAGUUGCCCAACCUGUGUGGGUGGGCACUCUACAGAUUGCUUGCCAAAUUUUGUCACCACUGAUCCUUGUCCCUAUCAUGCACCUAAGUGUUACAGUUCCACCUUAAAAUUUCAGGCAGGGUUUCUGAAUACCACCUUUCUCCUCAUGGGCUGUGCUGCUGAGCAGAACAACAUUUUAACACAAUUUCAGAAUAUUGGGAGCAUGAGAGUGACUGAGGUGAUCAACAUCUUAGAGAAGGCCCAGAUUGGUGGUGCACAGUCCUCCAGUUGGGGUCCUGCUUGGGCUGUCGUCUUAGGCAUCCUGCUUGCCUUCAGGCACUGAUGAUGUAGCUGGACCAAACACCCAGACCCCUUUAUAUAACCAAAUAAACUCUUAAAGUUGACUUUCUGCUUUGUCCUGUGAUCCAUGAGUGUUGUGGAGACAUGGAAGCCGUGAGGAGUGCUAAGUCAAGAAACAAGUUGAACUACCUGAGGCCCCAGACCUGGCCUUUUCUGAUAGCUUGGAUCAGUGGGAUCUGAAGCACAGGUACCUGUAGUUGGCCCCAGAAAUUAGACUGGCAUGAAGACCUGGAUUACUAUGGCAGUAAGGUCACGAUCACCCCAGGGUCACCUCUGAUGUCUGUUUCAACAUUUCUGUAAUGUCAGCACUUGGAAUCACUUUUCAGUCCACAUGAUGCCACCUCACCAAUGUAAAAACUUCUAAGGACAUUCCAUCUCUACCAUUGAGUAUUCCUGUGCUUUCAAAAAAGGACUAUCUAUUCCUGGGGUCCUCAUCAGUGUCCAGACACCACCCAUUCCCGGGAGGAGGAGGAGCUGUGAUGCUGACAACUUCUCAUGUGCCCUCACCAUUGUGACAUGACCUGCUCCUGUCCUCUGAGGGACAAGGUGUCCCCUCACCUGUGGAGAUGGCACAACUGAGACCAGAGGAGGCGCCCUCUGCUGGCCUGUGAUGUUCACUGUACAAGGACAAGGUCAGCUUGCAUGUUUGUGCUUUAUUGACUCAAUACAAGUCUUCUAGGACAUUCCAUCCCCAACACUGAAUUUUCAUAAGAGCUCAGAAAACUGCUUUUCGGAGUGACUAUUUCACUGUGGCUACUCUGUGACCUCCAUUUUCACAAGAGGCUCCUUUGACAUAACUCACAGCUGUGCUUCUCUCAUUUCAUCUUUGCUUUGGACCCCAGCCCUGACCUGUGAUGAGUGACCAUUUCUCUCUGGCUACUCUGUGACCUCCAUUUCCAUGUGAGGCUCCUUUGACAUAAACUCCCAGGACACUCAGUGAUUUCGGAGAGCCCAGGAGUCCUUGUGUCAAGAAGGUGAAGACAGUUUGUGCAGCAUCAGCAUGAGGGGUUGCUGGCACAGGAAGGAGAAGCCUUAAUUGCUGGUCCAGCCAUGAAAGGAGUUGAAUUUCUCUGUGACACUUCCCCAGGACCAGAAGAAAAUAGUCAUCACCAUCCAGGCCCGGAAGUGGAAUAAGGAAAAAGGAUGGAAGCUUUGUGAAAAAAAUUUACCAGCUCUAGUUUCCCAGGACACUCUCAGUGAUUUCGGAGAACCCAGGAGUCCUUGUGUCAAGAAGGUGAAGACAAUUCAUGCAGCAUCACGAUGAGGGUUGCUGGUACAGGAAGGAGAAGCCUCAGGUGCUGGUCCAGCCAUGGAAGACCUGACUCAGAUCUGGAAGCUGGAUGCCCUCAGGACAAUGACUCUGAACAAUGGCUGGUGUCAGGGAGCCCAGAGAAGCCCUAGGGUGAAGGAGGCAGGUCAGUGACUGCAGAUGAUCUUGGGGUGACUCUGAUCUUGUGGUCUCUGUGACUCUGACUCAGUGUCUCUAUCUCCUGGAACUCAUGACCCUCAGUAACUAG